Molecule: messenger RNA, 4474 nt
Organism: Grus americana (Whooping crane)
Lineage: Eukaryota; Metazoa; Chordata; Aves; Gruiformes; Gruidae
Gene: E2F7
Product: E2F transcription factor 7
Exons: 13
Coding region: 44-2821 (925 amino acids)
Biological process (GO): regulation of transcription by RNA polymerase II
Cellular component (GO): RNA polymerase II transcription regulator complex
Molecular function (GO): RNA polymerase II cis-regulatory region sequence-specific DNA binding; DNA-binding transcription factor activity, RNA polymerase II-specific
Source: RefSeq, a predicted model, not a curated record
GCGGCACAGCCCCGCGCCCCCCGCAGGGCCGCCCGCCGCCGAGAUGGAGGUGAGCGUCCUGGCGCUGCGGGACCUGGCGAGCGGACGGCCGGGGCGGCGGGGCCGCGCGGAGGCCCAGAAGGAAAACAUAUUUGAUCGAUCCAGGAUGGCCCCAAAGACUCCCAUUAAGAAUGAACCAGUUGAUUUAUCAAAGCAAAAAGGCUGCACCCCAGAAAGAAAUCCAAUUACACCUGUUAAGCUCGUUGACAGACCUCAGCCUGAUCCCUGGACCCCCACUGCUAACCUGAAGAUGCUUGUUAGUGCUGCUAGCCCUGACAUGAGGGACAGGGAAAAGAAGAAAGAGCUCUUCAGACCCAUAGAAAACAGUGAGCAGACUGACACACCUGAUUCAUUACAGUAUGAUAUGGUAGACGACAGCACGGUUGAUGAAUUUGAAAAACAGAGGCCCAGCAGAAAACAGAAAAGCUUAGGACUCUUGUGCCAAAAGUUUCUAGCUCGCUAUCCAAGUUAUCCAUUGUCAACAGAAAAAACUACUAUUUCUUUGGAUGAAGUGGCUUCAAUUCUCGGAGUUGAGCGGAGACGAAUUUAUGAUAUAGUGAACGUCCUGGAGUCAUUGCACUUGGUUAGCCGUGUGGCCAAGAACCAGUACUGUUGGCAUGGCCGGCACAACUUAAGUCACACUCUGAAAACACUUCAGGAAGCAGGAGAGCUGCAGUAUGGAGAGUUAAUGACCUUCUUUCAGCACAAGGAGCAGGACUUGGAGUACAAAUUUGUGGAACGAAAAAAGGAAACUAUUCCAGAUUCUCAAUUCAGACCAUUACUGGACUUUUCAGAACCAGAUUGCAUCUCUGCAUCUGCAAACAGCAGAAAGGACAAGUCGUUGCGGAUUAUGAGCCAAAAGUUUGUCAUGCUGUUCCUUGUCUCCAAGACCAAGAUAGUCACUCUGGACAUCGCAGCAAAGAUACUGAUAGAAGACACGCAGGAUACAGUGGACCACAGCAAAUUUAAAACAAAGGUACGAAGACUGUAUGAUAUCGCCAAUGUGCUCACCAGCCUAGGCUUGAUCAAGAAAGUUCAUGUCACGGAGGAACGAGGACGCAAACCAGCCUUCAAGUGGAUCGGGCCUGUGGAAUUCCCUGGAAAGACUGAUGAGCCGAGAGGGCAUAGCCCAACAUCUGAUCUUCUGCCAGGGAUGCAGAGAGGAGCCUGUGCCCCAUAUGAGACCUGUGCUACUGGAAAGCAAAGGCUUACACGUCAUGCUUCAUUUAACGGCACACAGCCUUGUGAAGGGACUAGAAGGAAGGUCAGUUCUGAGCCCAACAGCCCACAUCGAGAGAGACAAGCCUGUGUCGUGAAUUCAGAUGAAUAUUGCUCCAAAAUGAUAAAUCUAGCAGCUGUCUGCAGGCAGAAAAUAGAGGAAGAUACUAGGAAUAAAGCUUGUGCCACAGAAACGAUAUUAAAUUCAGCAAGGAACCCAAGCAUAACCUCACCUCUGUCCCUUCUUCCAGUUCCUGGGGACUCUGAUUUUUGUGUUAACCCUUUGCCUCAGGCAGUUUUCCCUGUGGUUCAGGCAGAUGUCCCAAGCCUCUCGCUGCCAAAUGGCAUCAGCAGCCAAACUCUACAUCCUUCCACGCCAGCAGCCUCCAAAACAGAAAAUGGAAAACCUACCCUGCUCCCCAACCAACCCUUCCUGUGCUUCCCCUCUUCAUCCCUUUUUAUGUUGUGUGGUGGUCUUCAGGAAAAUAACUUGAGGGAGACCCUGCCCACCACAGGAGACAUGGGAAACAGGAGGGCAGAAGCUCAGGCUGCCAUACCUCCAGCUGCCUGCCAGAAACGCUGCUCCCACAAGUGCGCAUCGCCCUCUGCACCUGCAGAUGAUGAAGAGCCAGCUGCUAAAAAGCAGACCAUGGAACAGAGUGAUGUGCCCCUCUCACUUGUAGUACCCAAGAAGCCUUUUAAGUCACCCAAGGCAGAAUCUACCCCAGGAAGUGGUUGUACAUCUGCUGAACAUCUAGAAGCUUUUCAUCCUGACCUCGCAAGUCCUGCUGCUCCAGAGGCUGCAGACAAGGAGUCUGCUAAGCCUUUAGAUUCUCAGGAGCAAGAAAAACAGUCUCAGAGUAAAGACCCUGAUGAACCCUCUUCAGGAAAAGAGCACAUCUCUAAAGAAAAUGCCAAUCAACCUUUCCUACCACAGUAUCUUUAUGUUCGGCCUACUGCUGGAUUAAGCAGUUUUAAUUUCCUGUUCUCUACAAACCAAGCCCCUGGUGCUAUCAGCCUGGCUGCGAGCCAGUUACCUUCUCUGAGCGUCCCCUGUGUCAUGGUGCCGUCAGCAGCCUUGGCUUCCUUCCCUCUCGUCUGUUCUCCCGCAAUCACCAGUCCUCUUUCCCCAGUUCCCGAUGGCUCCUUCUCAGCUGCUGCCUCCAUGAAUUUCAGUAUGUCUGGCCUGGCAUCAACAACGCCUGUUUUCAUAGGCACCACGACAGUGGUGACCCCCAAGGUCUCACCCGCACCUUCGGUGGAUCCCCAACAACCAGCUCACCCCGCUCUGCACCUGAGUCCCGUGCUUGCAAGGUCUUGCGGUGCUGUUAAACUGGACUCCCCCGUGUGUAUGGGGCAUCCGGUGACCCUUCUGAAGCUGCAGCAGCCUUCAUCAACUCCCCUCACUCCCAAGAGCAUUCGUCCUGCACGUCAUGAAACAUUUUUCAAAACUCCCGGAAGUCUUGGAGAUCCUAUUGCAUGGAAGAAAAGUGAAGGCAACCAGACCAGAAAUGCCAGCUCUGUGCAGAGGAGACUAGAAAUCUCUAGUACCAGCCCUGACUAACUCCACUCAUUGCAAAGGGUGGGCAGAUUGUCCUAGGACCCUGUAUUGAUUACAAGAGAACAAGCUCUUACCCGGCAAAAAGAGCGCAUUAAAAUGUCAUCCUUUUUGGCAUGCUUCCCCGCUAUCUAUUCACCCACCGGUUCUGUUAACCACCUUCUUCACAAAUCAUCCUUGGUACUGAAAACCUUUUACUGAAUUGUUCCUUCAGUACUGAUUUGAGUUCAGAUUCUGUGCUUCACAUGGCCUUGUGGGCAUCGAAUUGUAUUUGGGGCUUUAAUUUGGAAAACUAUUGCUGUGAGGAGAUGCAAAUGGAUUUUCUUGGAGUCCCCAAGGGUUCUUUAUUCAUGGUUUUAAGUGAGAUGUCUAGCACUUAUCUGGGGCAAGCAUGUUUUUUGCAUGUACUCUACUUACCCCGAGUAAAUCUGUGGUGAAAUUGAUAAACUGCAGUUGUGAGAGCAACUGCUUCCUUGGUUCCAAUCUGUCAAAUCCUGCCUCCGCAGUGCAGCCUCUUGCUAUUUAUUUUGUACGUUGGAGUGGGAUUUAGUGCAAAAAAAGUUUUUUUGCAGUUUCAGAAUAACAGAUUUUCUCAGGGUAGGAUUACUUGAAUGUCAGUUGGUUGUUGUACAAUUUGCCCAGCACUUGUGGUUAGAAAAACCUAAUAAUAACACAAUAUGAUUGAAUGUAUACAUGUGAAAAAUACUAAGACCAAAAUAACUGUGAAUGUUAACAAUUUUAUAAUUGUGCUAAUGAACUGUAUUAGUCCUUGGGUUUGUUUUUUUUCUUUUACUCUGAGCAAAAUGUACAAGUUAGACGUAAAGAAUACAAAACCUGAUUCCAUAAAUAAGUUUGACAAAGUAAUUUGAGAGUGACAAGCCACUGAGAGGGCUGUGCUAAGAUUUCAUCUCUCCUUGGUCCAGUGACCAAGGUGCAGUGACCAAGGAACACUGGUCAUUAACCACAUGAUUAGAUUCAGUCUAACUUGAGUCUACUUAAGUGCCUACUUAGUGGCUUAUUUAAGGGGUAUGUACUUAAGGGCCUAACUCUUCAUUUAGGGGAAUUUUGUAACUAGUUAAUAGUGCAUUUGAGUAUACUUGGAAGACAAGGGAGAUCUUAUCUUUUGGCGAGUAUCUAUCUAAACCAUACAAAGAUGCUGAAAAGAGCAGGAUUCAUAAAUUUUGGAAGUUGGGAAAAAUUAUCUGUGUUCCUUAAGAGAAGAUAAAGAGGAAAAAAAGUAUAACGGUCAACAUUCAAAGUCCUCAAAUAAUGAAUGGUGCUAUUAAUAAUAUAGGACAUAAUUUUAAGAGUUAGUGCUCUUAUGCUUGGGUAUGUUUUCACUCGUGUAGCAAACUGCAAUUAAAUUUGUGCAGUUUCCUGUUGAAAAGACAGAAAGUGUUGCUGUUGACAUCAUGUUACUCUGGAUUUUUAGCAAAUAUAAGGCCAGCGUUAUCAGCUCUUCUCAUUGGUACUGGUUUUCUAAGGGUAGAUACACUGUCGGAUGUGCUAUUUUGUUGGUCAAGGGAGGCUAGGACUUUGUUUGGGGGUUGGGGAUUUGAUGAGCUUUUUUAUUUUUAUAAUGAAAUGUAUUAUGAAAAUGGAAUUUAAGAAAGAGUGUUAGUGAAGCUGGGAGUUUGAGUAAUGUGGCCUUAUCAUAGA